Molecule: messenger RNA, 1143 nt
Organism: Entelurus aequoreus (snake pipefish)
Lineage: Eukaryota; Metazoa; Chordata; Actinopteri; Syngnathiformes; Syngnathidae
Product: ankyrin repeat and SOCS box protein 12-like
Exons: 4
Coding region: 94-1062 (322 amino acids)
Molecular function (GO): protein binding
Source: RefSeq, a predicted model, not a curated record
UUUCUUCCAUGUGACUCGAAGGUGAUUUUUUUUAUUUGGGAAUAUCAUCUGGUAAACAAGAUGGAAAAGCAUUGACUUGCCUGCAGGAACAUUAUGGUUGUGGGCCGUGCUGUCAACAUGAUUCUGAUGGACAUUUCCAAGAUCUUCUCCAUGCUGCAGCCCAAGGAGGAGGAUGAGGACCAAGAGUUGAUGAGCCAGGAUUUGAACAACGCUGUGAGCAGCGACAACGUCACUCUCCUCUCAGAGCUUCUGUCCCAGGAGUGCUACAGGAGGUCCAUUAAUGCACGAAGUGGGUGGGGGGUCCCAGUAACCCCCUUGAGGACCGCUGCUGCUGUGGGGCAUCUGAGGUGCUUGGAGCUCCUACUGGAGCACGGAGCAGAGAUCGACAGCUUGGACGUGAAGGCCCAGACGCCACUGUUCUCAGCUGUUAGCGGCAAACAUCUGGACUGCGUGGCGGCCCUGCUGAAGGCCGGAGCCGACCCCAACGGCAGCCAGUACAACAACUGCUCACCGGUGCUGACCGCUGCCCGAGAAGGAGACGUGGACAUCAUCCAAGAGCUGCUCCGCUUCGGAGCGGAGGUGGACGUCCGACCCAAAGUACCCGAGUGGGCGAGCAACGCCACAGCCUGCAGAGGGCCUCUGUACAUCUCAGCGGUGUAUGGACACCUGGACUGCUUUAAGCUCCUCCUCCUCCACGGAGCCAACCCCAACUACAACUGCACGGAUGAGAAGAUGCUGGCUCGGAUCAAGCAGCCAAAGACGGUCCUGGAGGUGUGUAUGCGUUACGGCUGCGGGGUGGAGUACAUCCAGCUUCUCAUAGACUUUGGAGCAGAUGUGUAUCUACCCACGCUUAUCAUUGACAAGACCACCAAGCAGAAUGAAGCAUUGGUCCUGCUGCUCAAAGAAAGAGUUUGCCCCAAAACUCUGAUGUCGCAGACUCGCCUCGCGAUUCGAGGACAGCUUUUCUUCAAAGAGCCUGCCAUUGACAGUUUGGACAUUCCUCUCAUCCUGAGGAACUACCUGAAGCACAUCCCCUACGUGCUCACCUGCUGCUCCAGCUAGCAGCAGAACCAAACCAAUAUGACGAUUCGUUAGGGGUGUCCAAAGUGCGGCCUGCAGCUACACAAUCUAAUAAUGCUAUUA